AUGAUCGUCAUUCAAUGGAUAUUUGUUAUAUUAAUUACUUUACCAGCAUUAUUAACAAAAGAUAUUUAUUUUCGCCCAACAUUUCUUUGUUGGGUACCAAAAGAAAGAUUAUUUCAUGUCACUAUUUAUGCAUGUGGAGCAAUACCAACUAUUAUCUAUAUAAUAACUAAAAUUGAAAUAUUUUGCUCAAUUGUUAUUAUUUUUUUACCAUUAUUUGUUACAGUUGAAAAAUUAACUGUUAUUUUACUUGAUAGACAAAUUCAAAAAAUUUUAAAAAUAUUUUUUUGUCAAACAACAACACAAAUUAUACCAAUUGCUGCUAAUCAACAGUAUUUUAUUCGACGUAUAUAA
This is a messenger RNA of Adineta steineri, 351 nucleotides long. NCBI's taxonomy places the organism in Eukaryota, Metazoa, Rotifera, Eurotatoria, Adinetida, Adinetidae. The record is from the annotation of a GenBank genome assembly.